CUCCUGGGGCUGACCCCGAGGCCCGGCUAUGGACGGCGAAAGCGAAGUGGAUUUUUCUAGUAACAGCGUGACCCCUUUGUGGCGGAGGCGUUCGACCCCUCCGCCCCAGCUGCUGGGCCGGAGCAAGCCGAGGCCCCAGUCUUAUCAGAGCCCCAGCGGGUUGCUGAUCACGGAUUUCCCGGUGGAAGACCUAGGGACGCUCCCCGCCGCGCAGACUCCCGCCCAAGUGCCCACCGCCUCGGACAGCAGGACGGCCCACAGGAGUCCCCUCCUUCUGGGCACCCAUCGGAGAGCAGUGGCUAAUGGCGGUAUGGUCUCCUUGGAGUACAAAGCUGCCUCUCCCAGACUUCGACGACCCAAGUCACCUCAGGUACCCCAAACGGUGCCUGGCGGCUCCCCGAAAUCCCCAGCGAACGGCACCGUGACCUCGCUUUCCCCUCUGCCGCCGCCGCGGGUGCUGCGCCCCCCGCGGACUCCUAACGCACCUGCUCCCUGCAACCCGGGGAAAGACCCCGCCAGGUUGAUUGCCAACCCCGUGCCUUCCCCUACUGCAAACGGCUUUGCCCCUAGUAACGACUCCCCUGGCUCCGGUUCGCAGUCCGGCCAGUUGGCUAUAGACCCCGAACGGGUAACCGGGAGACUGUCGCCUGCGCUCCAGAAAAGGUCUUCAGAACAGAAACUCCCCCUCCAGAGGUUGUCCUCGCGGGAGAACGAGCUUCCUGAGAAUCCUUCCGUGAUUUUGAGUACAAACAGCGCUGCCGCCCUCAAAGUGGGGAAACAGCAGAUCAUUCCUAAGAGCCUGGCCUCGGAAAUCAAAAUAAGCAAAUCCAACAGUCAGAAUGUGGAGCCCCAUAAGAGACUCCUCAAGGUGCGCAGCAUGGUGGAAGGCCUCGGAGCGCCCCUGGGCCACGCAGGGGACGAGGGUGAGGUCGACCACGACUUGGACAGCCCAGGGUCUCUGCGGAGAGGCUUGCGGUCCACGUCCUACCGCAGGGCAGUGGUCAGUGGCUUUGAUUUUGACAGUCCUACUAGCUCGAAGAAGAAGAACAGAAUGUCCCAGCCUGUUCUGAGAGCAGUGAUGGAAGACAAGGAGAAGUUUUCCAGCCUGGGCAGGAUAAAGAAAAAAAUGCUGAAAGGACAAGGAACAUUUGAUGGGGAAGAAAACGCUGUCUUGUAUCAAAACUACAAAGAAAAGGCCCUUGACAUUGACUCUGAUGAAGAGUCGGAGCCCAAAGAACAGAAGUCGGAUGAAAAAAUUGUGAUUCACCAUAAGCCGCUGAGAUCCACGUGGAGCCAGCUCUCGGCAGUGAGUAGACAAGGUCUAGCUGCCACCACCUCUUCAGAGAGUCGUCACCAGCAACAUGCUAUCUUCGAAGUCAUAUCCUCUGAACAUUCAUACUUACUCAGCUUGGAGAUCUUGAUACGAAUGUUUAAAAAUUGUAAAGAACUGAGUGAUACCAUGACUAAAACCGAGAGGCACCACCUCUUCUCCAAUAUUACGGACGUCUGUGAGGCGAGCAAAAAAUUCUUUAUAGAGCUGGAAGCGAGACAUCAGAAUAAUAUCUUUAUAGAUGACAUAAGUGACAUUGUGGAAAAACAUACAGCAUCCACAUUUGACCCAUAUGUGAAAUACUGCACCAACGAGGUGUACCAGCAACGGACGCUCCAAAAAUUGCUAGCCACCAACCCAUCCUUUAAGGAAGUAUUGUCAAGGAUUGAGUCCCAUGAAGACUGCAGGAAUCUACCCAUGAUCUCUUUUCUCAUUCUCCCUAUGCAGAGGGUGACCCGGCUGCCCUUGCUGAUGGAUACUAUUUGCCAGAAAACGCCUAAGGACUCGCCAAAGUAUGAAGUCUGCAAAAGGGCCUUAAAGGAAGUGAGCAAGUUGGUUCGACUGUGCAAUGAAGGAGCCCGGAAGAUGGAAAGGACCGAGAUGAUGUAUACGAUUAACUCCCAGCUGGAGUUUAAAAUUAAGCCUUUUCCUUUAGUCUCCUCUUCCCGCUGGUUGAUAAAGAGAGGUGAGCUGACGGCCUACGUGGAGGACACGGUGCUCUUCUCCAAAAGGACGUCCAGACAGCAAGUUUACUUCUUCCUCUUUAACGACGUGCUCAUCAUCACCAAGAAGAAGAGUGAAGAGAGUUACAACGUCAACGAUUAUUCCUUAAGAGAUCAGCUGUUGGUGGAAUCUUGUGACAAUGAAGAACUUAAUUCUUCUCCGGGGAAAAACAGUUCCACGAUGCUUUAUUCAAGACAGAACUCUGCCAGUUACCUCUUCACUCUGACGGUCCUUAGUAACCACGCGAAUGAGAAAGUGGAAAUGCUGCUCGGGGCUGAGACGCAGAGUGAGCGAGCCCGCUGGAUAACAGCUCUGGGACACAGCGGUGGGAAGCAGCCUACAGACCGCACCUCACUGACCCAGGUGGAAAUCAUUAGGUCUUUUACCGCCAAGCAGCCAGAUGAGCUCUCCCUGCAGGUGGCAGACGUGGUCCUCAUUUAUCAGCAUGUCAGUGAUGGAUGGUAUGAGGGGGAGCGACUGCGAGAUGGAGAAAGGGGCUGGUUUCCUAUGGAGUGUGCCAAGGAGAUAACGUGCCAAGCUACCAUCGAUAAGAAUGUGGAGCGAAUGGGGCGCUUGCUCGGACUGGAGACCAACGUGUAGCCUCCCCGAAGGCCUGUCGUUACUGUGAGAUUUGCACUACUGCGUCUGGUGGGCUGGUUGGUUCUGGGAUGGUUUUAUUGUUAAUUUUAUCACAGCCUAUUUAAUUAAAAGAACGAAAACA
This is a messenger RNA of Otolemur garnettii (small-eared galago), 2774 nucleotides long. RefSeq names its product Rho guanine nucleotide exchange factor 26 (gene ARHGEF26). Bases 29 to 2653 code for a protein of 874 amino acids. The transcript is spliced from 15 exons. NCBI's taxonomy places the organism in Eukaryota, Metazoa, Chordata, Mammalia, Primates, Galagidae. Gene Ontology annotation, biological process: activation of GTPase activity. The record is from RefSeq and is a predicted model, not a curated record. Gene Ontology annotation, molecular function: guanyl-nucleotide exchange factor activity; protein binding.